UUAUCUUAAGACUGUGUCUAAGAAUAAGCCUGACCAACUAAAGUCAGUGGGCAAAGACUGUUGCAUAAAAUAAGUUCAUGGUUGUCUUUAGUAAGACAGUCUAAUUUGCACUGCAUUGUGGGAAAAGUAAGACGCUAAACAGCUUAAACAAAAUGGCCGACAGUGGGCGCUCGUCGCAGUUUUCCUUUGCUGAAAACAUUUGCAUAUUGGAGGAAUACAAUGCUGCAAAAUCGAUUUUAAUGAACAAAUUUAGCGAUUACAAUGCCAACAAUAAAAAACACAAGGCUUGGUCCACAAUAACGGAUAAAGUUAAUAGUAUAAAUCCUUCUGUCCCGCGGACCGUCAAAGAUGUACAGAAACGGUUUAAAAACAUGGUGCAGGAAGCAAAGAAGGAAAUAUUCAAACGAAAAAAACCAGCAACGGGAGGAGGACCAAGUGCAAAAUUAAAAAAAACAACAGAAAUUAUCAUUGAAAUAUAUGGCGAUGAAUCACCAAUGUUUUGGGGAAUCCCUGGAGGGAGGGAGAGCGGAGUUUCCUGCGUGACUUCACCUGCUGCUGGGGAAAAUACAUCGCCUCACACAGCUGUUGCAUCAGCGUCGCUUGGACAGUCUCCUGAUUGCGAGGUAACGUUAACGUUGGUCACUGAAGAAGCGCCAGUGACAAGUCAGGACCAAACAACACAAGGAGAAGAUUUGGACAGCACCCAAGUGGCACCUGCAGGAAGUGGCUCAGACACAGAGUCACAGAAAGGCACUGCAAGCAAAAUAACCAUGAACCAUAUACUGGAAAAACAAUAUGAAGUAUUAACACUGGAGGAAGCAAAACUAAAAUUAGAAAUACAAAAACUGGAAUUAGAGAAAACUAAGCUAACACUGGAGAUACAGAAGCUUGGACAUGAACUUUAGAUCUCAUUGACUGAAGUAUUAAUCAGUUAACUACUUAAUUCCUGAGAUUUUCUAGCUGACUUAUACAGGUAAAUGAAAGCAAUGUUUCUAUACAAAUAACUUUAGGUGUAUUUAAUAGAUUUGACAUGUAUUUAAGUAAAUAUUAGUGUAGUUCUAUUUAAGUGAUUUGAAGAUUAUAUUGUAUUUCAGAAGUUACUACUGAUUCUGUGUAUUUUUUUUUUU
Molecule: messenger RNA, 1127 nt
Organism: Labeo rohita (rohu)
Lineage: Eukaryota; Metazoa; Chordata; Actinopteri; Cypriniformes; Cyprinidae
Exons: 3
Coding region: 153-905 (250 amino acids)
Cellular component (GO): nucleus
Source: RefSeq, a predicted model, not a curated record